This is a messenger RNA of Stomoxys calcitrans (stable fly), 1176 nucleotides long. Its product is annotated as chitotriosidase-1. NCBI's taxonomy places the organism in Eukaryota, Metazoa, Arthropoda, Insecta, Diptera, Muscidae. Gene Ontology annotation, cellular component: extracellular region. Gene Ontology annotation, molecular function: chitinase activity; chitin binding. The transcript is spliced from 5 exons. Bases 1 to 1119 code for a protein of 372 amino acids. Gene Ontology annotation, biological process: carbohydrate metabolic process; chitin catabolic process. The record is from RefSeq and is a predicted model, not a curated record.
AUGCAAAAAUUCGUUCUUGUUCUAAUGGGGGCAAUGUUGUUCAAUAUCAUGGUGCAAGCCAUAAAAACUGAUAAGAUGGUCAAUUGCUAUAUGGUGAUAGGUACACCAAAACGUUUUCAAUUGAAAAAUAUUGAUCCUGACUUGUGUACCCAUAUCAGUUAUGCCUACUUUGACAUAGACAAUGAAGGUCUGAAACCUUUUUACCAGUUACCCAGCAAUUCAGAGAGAUUCAAUUUAAAAUGGGCAAAUCCCAAACUCAAGCAAAUAGCUGUUGUGGGUGGUGACAAAGUCUCCACUAAACAAUUCUCCAAAAUGGCCGUAGAUCCAAAUCUGCGUAGAAUCUUUCGGCAAUCAGUUCGAGUGUUUCUUGUGGAAAAUGAUUUUAAUGGCUUAGAUCUGCACUGGCUGUAUAUGGAAAAACCGGCUGACAAAGAGAAUUUUGUAACUCUUAUACGUGAGUUGAGAGAACACUUUAAAUAUUUGGACCUGGAGUUGGGCAUAUCGGUAAUUGCUGAUAAUAAGUAUGCUCGCUUAUGGUAUGAUGUACCCAAUAUUGUGGAAAAUGUAGAUUUUAUCAAUGUCAUGGCCUACAAUUAUACUGAUAACCUGUUAGGUCAUAAUGCGGCCCUCUUUGGAACUGGUGAGGAUAAUGUGAAUGCCUCCAUACACUUUUGGCUAUCGCAGGGUGCCCCUGCCUCAAAACUUAACAUGGGUGUGGCAUUCUAUGGUCGCCACUACAACACUAUGGAAAUCACCAAAGAUAUUGUGCGUUAUAUGCCAUAUUAUGCCAUCACUGACAGAUCGGAGCAUUUAAAAGAUACAGUUUUUGGAUUUGAUGAAGACGUUGGCAGAGCUUUUUUAGAUGAUCCACGUAGUUGGGCAAGCUAUGAGUCUAUGAGGGGUCUAGAAAUGAAAAUGGCAUAUGUGAAAGAGAUGGGUCUACGUGGUGUUAUGAUAGCGAAACUUGAAGACGAUGACUACAGGGGUCGUUUUAAUAGAACUGGAAACUAUCCCCUUUUGCAGCAGAUAAACCGACAAUUAGACGAACGCUUUGAAUGUCGGCCGGGUAUAUGUUGCAUUAAAAGAAAAACUGUUCAAAGUCCAUGUUUCUAUGUCUGAACCAAACUUGCUGACAUUUCUUUCAAAAUUUAGCCGAUUGGAUAUGGAAAAUAUAUU